Chenopodium quinoa (quinoa) is the source of this 1800-nucleotide messenger RNA. RefSeq lists its product as uncharacterized. The transcript has 3 exons. The record is from RefSeq and is a predicted model, not a curated record. The coding region runs from base 1 to 1800 and encodes 599 amino acids. NCBI's taxonomy places the organism in Eukaryota, Viridiplantae, Streptophyta, Magnoliopsida, Caryophyllales, Amaranthaceae.
AUGUAUGCCAUUACCACUAGAAGUGGGAAGAUCCUUGAGAGUGAUUUAAAUGUUGAGAAGAGUUCCGAUAAAGGGAUAGGACUUGAGGUUGAGGAUGAGUCAUCAAGAGAGGGUGAGGUUCUAGAAGGAAGUGCCGAAAAGCAUGAGAGGGAAGUAGUUAAAGGCUUGCAUGUUUCUAUACCCUUUGUGGAUGCUAUGAAGGAGAUGCCUCACUACUCUAAAUUUCUAAAAGACCUUUUGAAUGGAAAGAGAGGAGUUGAGACCGUUAAUCUAACCGCAAAAUGUAGUGCCAUUCUCUCUAGUAAGCUACCAACCAAAUUGCAAGACCCCGGUAGUUUUUCCAUUCCUUGUUCUAUCAAUGAGAUCUAUUUGGGGAAGGCUUUGUGUGACCUAGGUGCUAGUGUGAGUUUAAUGCCCUUCUCGGUCUACCAAAAGCUCAAUGUGGGAAGCCUUUCACCUACAAACAUCACUCUCCAACUAGCGGAUAGGUCCACAAAAUUGCCUAUAGGGAAAGUAGAGGACAUCCCCCUUAGAGUUGGUAAGUUCACCUUUCCGGUGGGUUUUUAUGUCCUUGAGAUGGAUGAAGAUGAAAGAAUUCCUAUAAUUUUGGGUAGGCCAUUCCUAGCUACUUCUAAAGCGAUCAUCGAUGUCAAAGAAGGUAAGAUGGCCUUGAAGGUUGACAAUGAUUCUAUUGAAUUUGACUUGAAUAAGGUAAUGAGACAACCCUCCUCUAGUAAUGAAUGCUUUAGAAUAGAUACAAUUGAAAAUUUGAUGAAUGAGUUUAGAUACCCUCAUAUGCAUGCUUCUAAUGAUCUACUUGAGAAUGUUUUGUUGAAUGAGAAUGAAGUAGGCGAUCAAAAGGAGAUGCAAUUGUAUGAAGAAAUACUUGAUGAGAAAGAGAAGACAAUCACCGACCAAGAGAUGCUCCAAACACAUGAAAUCUUCAAGGUAGAGAAGGAGGAGAUCUCCAAUGGUAAGGGAGCUCCGAAGGUAGAAUUGAAACCUCUACCUUCGGGCUUGAGGUAUGUCAUUUUGGAUGCUAAUGAUACUUCCCCGGUUAUUGUCAAUGCUAACCUCACGGAAGAGCAAACCUCCUCAUUGCUAAAUGUCUUGAAAAAGCAUAGGAAGGCUUUGGGUUAUACUCUUGAUGAUCUUAAGGGUAUAAGCCCCUCCCUAUGGAUGCAUAAAAUCGAUUUAGAGGAGGGUGCUAAGCCGUGUAGGCAACGACAAAGGAAGCUUAAUCCUUCCAUGCAAGAGGUUGUGAGGAAAGAGGUUUCCAAGCUACUUGAAGCAGGGAUCAUCUAUCCAACUGCUCAUAGUGAUUGGGUUUUCAUGGAUGAUUUCUCCGUUGGAGGGACCACCUAUGAAAAUUGUCUGUCUAACUUAUCUCGUUGUUUGGAAAGAUGUGAGAUGGCUAAUCUCGUGUUGAAUUGGGAAAAAUGCCAUUUCAUGGUAGAGAAUGGGAUUGUUCUUGGGCACAAAAUUUCCCAUGCCGGCAUCGAGGUGGAUAGAGCCAAGGUGGAGGUCAUAGAGAAACUCCCACCCCCUACCAAUGUAAGGGAAGUGAGGUCAUUUCUUGGCCACGCCGGGUUCUAUCGUCGUUUUAUAAAAGAUUUUUCUUUAAUUGCUAAGCCACUCACAUCUCUCUUGCAGCAAGAUAAAGAUUUUGUAUUUGAUGAAGCUUGCCAUGAGUCAUUUUGUAGGUUGAAAAAGGCUCUUUGCACCGCCCCCAUAGUCCAAGGACCGGAUUGGUCUUUACCAUUCGAGCUAAUGUGUGAUGCAAGCGACGAGGCCAUUUGA